Molecule: messenger RNA, 2181 nt
Organism: Fusarium venenatum
Lineage: Eukaryota; Fungi; Ascomycota; Sordariomycetes; Hypocreales; Nectriaceae
Source: RefSeq, a predicted model, not a curated record
AUGUUGAGGCAGCGUCCCUCACAACGCAAAACCCACGGUCGGUCGGAUGGUGACAGUCGGGAGAACAAGAAGACCACUGUAGAGUCAGAUGUGUCUGUAGAAGGUGAUGGGAAAUCUUCCAGCGAUGCCUCGGGCAAUUUUUGGCUAGAGGAUACGGAAGAACCAGAAACCGAUUCAGUAACCUCAAACAUUCACCCUCCCAAACCUCCAAAAAGACAUAUUCCUUCUCGAGGCUUCCCCCCCAACGGUUUGGGUGGUAAUCCACUUGUCACAGUUGAACGAAGAGGCCAUCCGAUUCGAACGCAAGUGCCUCCUUAUCAUCAACCAAGACGUGUAAUGGAUGAGUCAAAGGAAAAGAAUGUAUCCAGAGGAUAUCUCCACAAUACCAUCCACUAUCAUCCAGCCCCAAAUAUGCAAGGUGUUCCCGGUCCCCAGGUCCCAAUCAGUCCGUAUGGAAGUGGGGGCUACUAUAAUAACUAUGCUCCUUACAACCCCUACAUUAACCAGCGAACACCAGUCAAGGCGGCAGAAACUCCUAUCAAUAGAUCACCACCUCCAGCACCUCACCCGACUGAACAAACUCCUAUACCUAGAGAGGAUCCUGAAAAGAUUCGAUUAGAAGCUGAAAUUGCUGCUUUCAAGGCUAUGGAAGAGAAAGCUAAAUUAGCCGAAAAGCAGAAAGAAAACGAAGAAUAUGUCAGAAAGGAGGCAGAGGCGUCUAUGUUCCGACGGGUGGAAGAUAUGAAGCUUGCUCAAGAAGAAGCCCGCAAACAAAUGGAAUUGACCAAACGUGAAUUAGAGAUGGCGAUCCGGGAGAAUCUUGAGAAUAAAAGAAAGACGGAGGAAAUACAGGCAAAGGAGCAUGCUCAGAUGAUCGCAUCUGCUGAGAAGGCAGCACUAGAGAGACUGCGGACUGAAAAAGAGUUGGAGGAAGAAAGAGCUAGGGAACUCAAGAAGUUUGCUGUGGACCUGGAAAAGGAAAUCAGACUGAAAGUCGAAAUGCAAAAUAGGGCCGAUAUUGCUGAGCGAGAAGAAAAGGCAAGGCAGAGUGAGGACAUCGAAAGACUCGCAAAGGUUAAGAUGCUGCAAAGCAUGGACGAGAUAGCCGAUUCGGCAAAGAAGAGAGUCCUUUCCGACGUUUCGAAAGAUGGAGACACGAUUUUACUCGAAGAUCGACAACGCUGGCUCGCUAAGACUCAGAGUGGGACUGAGAUCGGGAAGAGCCUGUCGCCCAAAGAAAGCCGACCAAACAGAGCCAAAACAUCGAUGGUGAAGCAAACCACAGUGUCACAGCGUGCCAUAGCCUCAACCGUUCAUGGAGAAUCAGACGUAUCUGUAAGGCUUUCCAGUCUCUCACCAGCUCCAUCUAUGACUGGGUUUCCCCCUGAAGUUCCCAUGGCUCCGGGAUUAUCGGGAUCCGAAAGUGGAAGCGAAUUGGCCCCAAGCGAAGAUAUUUUUAACAAUACACACUCGCCUAGAUCUAGACAGCGAGGUCGAGCCCACCAACAGGCGAAUGAGUUUGAAAGGCCACAAUGGGAUGAAGUUAACGUCUUAGGCAUUCAAGAAGCUCUGGUGGACCAGAUAGCUGACACUGUCGUGCAAAGACUCAUUAGUUCUUCAUACAAGUGUGUUCCGACGCGUCACCGCCGAUACACAGACCAGUCAUACGAUGCCAAUCCAUUCGCUCCAGCCCCGGGCCCUUAUCAAAGAGACAUAAAGUCUAGGAACGAAAAGAUAUCGGGCUACUUUCCUCAAGGCCCUGCCCCGCGUGGAGCGACUGGACAAUUUCAUCGACCUUAUAAACCUGAUAAGCCAGAUCAUCUCCGAGGAAAGAUUCUGAAGGAGUCUGAUAUAUUGUCGUCACUCGAACCGCCUGCACAUGCUACUUCAUCUAUGCAACAGCAUGUCGGUGAUGGUGGGCCAGCGAUUUCCCACACUACACGAACACCUCGAUCAUCGCUCGAAAUUUGGCUUGAGAAUAUUCAGAGACUUAGCGACAAGACUCCAUCGCAGAGGGGCUACUCUGAAGUUGAGACUAUCACUGAAGAGCCAUCUACAUUACGCAAAGGUCGAUUGAUGGCCGGAGGUAGUGAUGACUUUCUUACAAGUCAACAACAUAUUUUACAUCUCAAAACACACCGUCGAAGGAAGAUGGCUGAUUUGAGUGAAUUUACGGCAUAA